Molecule: messenger RNA, 1520 nt
Organism: Corythoichthys intestinalis (scribbled pipefish)
Lineage: Eukaryota; Metazoa; Chordata; Actinopteri; Syngnathiformes; Syngnathidae
Exons: 3
Coding region: 51-1469 (472 amino acids)
Source: RefSeq, a predicted model, not a curated record
UUCUAGGCAUUGAGUACCUGUACAGUCAGACUGGUAAAUCCCUUACUGACAUGGAAAACCCGGAGGAUGAGGAUCGACUGGUGGAGCAGAUGGACGAUGAGGAGGUGCAGGACGAAGGUUUUCUGGAGGAGGAACCUAUUGACUUGACGGUGCCUGUCCUCUAUGACACCAUCGAGACUGUCCCACAGCCAUCCACAUCCAGUCAAGGGCUGCCUCCACCGAAGUCCCCUUCCCAGCGUCGUGUGCCCUCCCCCCUGCAGCGUCCUCUUCAGCACCCUGACGAGCCUAGUGCUGCCUCUGAUCCUGCCACAUCUGCUGGGUCCAGUGCUGCAGACCAGACUCUUGCUCCAAUUCUUGGACCUGAUGGCGUACCUGGCUGGGAUAAGGUCCAGGACUUGGCUGAAUACCUGGUGUCCCUCCGUCAGGCACGCUACCUGGACGAGCAGCAGGUCAGCGAGGUCAUCCUCUUGUGGACUGCUCUACCUGAAGGGGACAAGCGGAGGAUCCACUACCAGCCCAGACACCAGCCCAAGCUUGUCCACGGACGCUACAAGGCCCCGAAGAACGCAGGAACGACACCGGGUGUGGACAGUGUGAAGAAGUGCCUGAUUGGUCAUCCAGGAGGGCCAGCUCAGUGGCCCAGCUCAAGCCGCUUAGUUGAGACUAUGUGCGUCAAGCUGUGUGCACUACACAAGUCUCCAAGUAAAAAGGAUGGAGUCCGCCUUCCUCGUUGGACCAAAGUACUCAAUGACUACCACCACAUCCGAGACGUGGUGCUGAACUGCCACACCCUGAUGGAGGCCACCUCUCUUCAACUUUUCCUGCUGAAUCAGAGGACUCUCACUCAGUGGUUUAAUCGACGGGAGAACUCUCAGGAGCGAAGUGUCCUUUCCCAAGGCCUUGCUUGUGAGGACCGCAUCGCUGUGGCCAGCUCACAGCUUCCUGCUCCACGGGAAAGGAUGGAGAAGCCUCCCUCCACAUCAGGGCCCCAGCACGAGUUCGUCCUUCCUCCAAACAGGGCGGGACAGGCUCCUAAGUUGCGGCCGGGUAGACAGCCUGCUAGUGCCACUGUCGUCCGGCCCAUCGCUCCAGCACAUCCUCCUGCUCCUCUUGCUCUCCCAGCUCCUGCAUUGCCGCCUCAGAUCAUUGUUUUAAACCCUGGUUGGUCCCUAGCCGCCCCUGUCCAGGCUCAAACUCCUGUUGCCCCUGUGGCUCCUGUGUCCCGUCUCACAGUGAGGAACAAGCGGCGCAGGGCAGAACAGGAAGCCAGUGGAGUCCAGAAAAGAAGAUAUGUCCGCGAAGUGGCAGUUAACAAGUGCUCAAAGUGUGGGCAACCCAAAAUUAAGGAGUUUGGACACAGCCGCUUUGGCAGGGCCACCUUUUGCCUCAAUUCGUCAGGAGGCAAAUCUUUAGAAGUGUGGCUGAAUGAGCAGCGCCAGCAGAAAGAACUGCGAAACCCGCCCCCUUAACAAAAAUCUGGAUGGACACACUUGUAAAUAAUGUAGAAUAAACUGUAAAUA